AUGGAAUGCAACGGAUCAAGAACCGAAGCUUUAGAGGAGCUUCGACUAGAAGAGCCGAUCAACAAGAUCGGCUGUGUGAUAAAUUCGGCUCAAAAGACCGAAGAGGUGGUGAGCAAUGAGAAGGCCGAAAAGGCCAUUAAUGAAAUGACGAAAUCGACUGCUAAAACCGAUUCACAAGAAGUGAUGAAAUCAGCAGGAGAAGCCGAUGAAGAUUUAUCGAAUGUAGCAAACAGGCGAACCAACAAGUUGAACUUAGAAGAAUCGCCUAUAAAAGUAGGUGAAAAGAAAUUGGAGACACAAGAUCCACUAAUCGAGGUGAACUUGGGGUCUGAUGAAGACAAGCGAUCGACUUACAUUAGCGCUAAGCUUUCGGCUCAACAACAGGAGGAGCUGAAAGCAUUGCUGAAGGAGUACAAAUACUGCUUCGCCUGGAGUUAUGAAGAAAUGCCAGGGUUGAGUCGAGAAAUUGUAGAACAUAGGCUACCUAUUAAAAAGGGUUUCAAGCCUUAUAAACAACCGGCUCUACAGAGAGUUCCUACUUCCGAGAUGAAUGUCAUAAUUAAACCGUGGCCUUUUCGCGGUUGGGCCAUGGAUUUGAUUGGAGAAAUUCAGCCGAAUUCCUCGGCUGGUUAUAAGUUUUUUAUAGUGGCCGUAGAUUAUUUUACUAAAUGGGUAGAAGUAAAACCCGCUCGGUUGGUCACUCAGAAAGAAAUCAUUGAUUUUGUUGAAGAUUAUAUAAUUCAUCGUUUUGGAAUUUCCGAGACAAUUACGACCGAUCAAGGAACAAUGUUCACGGGUAGACAGUUCGUUCAGUUCAUCGAAUCUCGGAAGAUAAGACUACUCCAUUCGUCUCCUUAUUACGCUCAAGCGAAUGGACAAGCCGAAGCAGCAAACAAGGUGAUUAUAAACCUUAUGAAGCGGUAUAUUGGAAAAUAUCCAAGAAAAUGGAAUGAAAAACUAUCCGAAGUAUUAUGGGCAUGCCGGACUUCAGUGAAAAUGGCAACCGGGAUGACACCGUUCCAAUUAGUAUACGGCGACGAGGCUGUAGUUCCAGCCGAAAUAACAGUGCCUUCAUUAAGAGUAGAAAAUCAGAAGGAACUAUCGCCUGAUGAAUACAGUGAGUUAAUGAAAGAUGAAAUGGAUAAGCUAUAUGAAACUCGGUUGAUGGCAUUAAAUCAUUUACAAGCUUAUCAAAGCCGAGUGUGUGGUGCAUAUAAUAAAAAAGUGAGAGCUAAAUCCUUUGCAGUUGGUGAUUUAGUUCUUAGGUUAUUAUUCCCCAUCGGUCGAAAAGAUCGAUUAUAUGGUAAAUGGUCUCCAAAUUGGGAAGGACCAUUUCAGAUAAGUAAAAUAAAGGAAAUACAUAUUACUUGA
Molecule: messenger RNA, 1371 nt
Organism: Ananas comosus (pineapple)
Lineage: Eukaryota; Viridiplantae; Streptophyta; Magnoliopsida; Poales; Bromeliaceae
Exons: 2
Coding region: 1-1371 (456 amino acids)
Biological process (GO): DNA integration
Molecular function (GO): nucleic acid binding
Source: RefSeq, a predicted model, not a curated record